Python bivittatus (Burmese python) is the source of this 2377-nucleotide messenger RNA. It is a transcript of the gene TMEM120B, whose product is annotated as transmembrane protein 120B. Lineage: Eukaryota; Metazoa; Chordata; Lepidosauria; Squamata; Pythonidae. The record is from RefSeq and is a predicted model, not a curated record. Gene Ontology annotation, molecular function: store-operated calcium channel activity. Gene Ontology annotation, biological process: store-operated calcium entry; fat cell differentiation. Gene Ontology annotation, cellular component: nuclear inner membrane.
UCAGCACAGGUCCCUAUUUUGUACACGACAGAAACUUUAAUCUCAUGACUGUGUAAACCUGAACUGGGGCUGUGCAAGUUUCAGCUGGCGAGUCUUCCUUGCAGCUGGAGGAUCUGUGCACUUGAACCCGAUUUGGUCUUUCGGAAUCUUGCAUGGAUGUCAUCCUCUUUUCGCUCUCCCGUUACUCUUCUAAAUCCAUUUCCCUGGAAGGACCGGCUAAAUUGCAGGGGCCCUUGGAUUCUCAGCAAAAUAGUUUACCUAUUAAUGAAACCCACAAAAUUUACAGACACAAGCUGGAGGAAUUGACAAGCUUGCAGGGGGCUUGCAGCAGUUCUAUCCAGAAGCAAAAACAGAGACUGAAGGAGUUGCAGUAUAAAUUUCAAAGAUGCAAGAGCCAGGGCGGUUUAGAAACGGAGCUCAUCCUGCAAAUAAACAACCAGAUCAGAGACCGCCAGAACGCUUUCUUUGACAUGGAAGCCUACUUGCCGAAGAAGAACGGUCUGUACUUAAAUCUGGUGUUGGGGAACGUUAAUGUCACUCUGCUAAGUAACCAGGCCAAGUUUGCCUACAAAGAUGAAUAUGAAAAAUUCAAACUAUACUUGACCAUCAUCCUGUUGCUUGGAGCAGUUGCCUGUCGAUUCGUUCUCCAUUAUCGGGUCACUGAUGAAGUGUUCAACUUCCUUUUGGUUUGGUAUUACUGCACGCUGACAAUAAGAGAAAGUAUCCUCAUCAGCAAUGGAUCAAGGAUUAAAGGCUGGUGGGUGUCCCAUCAUUACAUCUCUACGUUCUUAUCUGGUGUGAUGCUCACAUGGCCAGAUGGUCUAGUGUACCAAAUGUUCCGCAACCAGUUUCUAGCUUUUUCCAUUUUUCAGAGCUGCGUCCAGUUCCUUCAAUAUUAUUAUCAAAGUGGGUGCCUUUAUCGACUUCGUGCGUUAGGGAAAAGAAACCACUUAGAUCUCACAGUGGAGGGGUUUCAGUCUUGGAUGUGGCGAGGACUGGCGUUUCUCCUCCCAUUUCUGUUCUUUGGACAUUUUUGGCAACUCUACAACGCGAUCACACUUUUUGAACUGUCAAGGCACAAGAAAUGUAAAGAAUGGCAAGUUUCGGUACUUGCUCUCACAUUUCUGAUCCUCUUCCUCGGCAACUUCCUCACCACUCUGAAAGUUGUGCAUACAAAAUUCCAGAAGAACAAAACCAAGAAGUUGUGAAACAGGAAGGCUGAACUUGGGGGUAGUACAAAGUUAAUGUGGGAUGGAGGUCUGGUUCCUUUUGGCCUUCUCUGCAGAUAGGUGUGCGUUCCAACCAGUUCUCCAGCUUCCUCACCGUCCCUCUGCUAAGCAAAGCCGUGGAGGAAAUUCCACUCAACGUCCAGCUGUCUUCCAAAAACUGACUGAUGUGUCAAUGCUGCUGUCUCCUCACUGAUGAAUGACCUGUUUAUAUAUUUAUAGUGAAUGCAAACCCCCAACUUUUGGGGAGGAUCCAGCCAUAAAGUUGGCCCUCUCUGGGAAGGACAUGGAUGGGAGUUGUUGGGUUUUUUUUAAAGGAGAUAGAGAAUUAUUCUGGAAUAAAGCAAGCUUUAAUUGUAUUGCUGUUCGAAGUGCCAGGGUUGGGGAGAUGUUUGUGCUUGCUUGAAGCUAUCCAGUCAGAUAGCUACUCAGUCUCUUAGAACCUUGUCUAGUUGCUUGAAUAGGUGCCCAACAUCUGUCUGUUUGCAAUCAGUUGAGGGGGGGAAUGUGUGACUUGUGGCUCCGAAUGCCCAGACUGCUUAUAUGAUAUAUGCGGGAGCCUCCAGUCCUUCUUUGACAUUUAUUUCAGCAAACUUCUUCAGCAAGGAUGGGAGAUGAGGAAUUACAAAAGCUUCUUGCAGACCAAUGAAUAAUCUCAGUUUGUUUCUGGCUUUGUUGACCCAAAGAUUGCAUGAAUGUUUCCCAUAUUCAGAUUUCCUUCAACUUUCUUUGCGCCUCAAGCGGGAGAAGAUGGCAAAUAAAGAACAGCUCCGGCAGCUUUCUUUCCCCUCUCGGUGAUUCUGUGACAUAACUUUUUAGUUGUAGAACGCAUUCCUUGCGAGGCAUUUUAAGGUUAGAUGUAAAGAGUUUGGGGAGAACCUGGAUUGCUGGGUAUUCCUAGUCUUCCUGACACAGAUGAGGCUACCUUUCCCUGAUAAAAAGAGAGCUGUGGAAAUGACAGAUGCAUGUUGGAAUCCAAGACAAAACUCCUCUUUGCUUUUAUGCGUGCUACGCACCUGGGCAAAUUCUGCUGAUUAAAAUCUGAAUUAUUUGAUAUAUGCUAUAAACCGAUUUUUCCCCUGCGUAAAUUAACUGAUUCAGUAACCUUACGAUUUAGAAAUGAUAGCCCAUUACAGUCCUAUCCUCUUAUU